AUGUCAUAUUCAGAUUUUCCAAUUCCUUAUGAUUGGCCUACUUAUUUACCAAAUUCAAUGGUGGCAAAAUAUUAUGAAAUGUAUGCAGAACAUUUCAAACUUCAUAAAUAUAUUAAAUUUGAUACAUCAGUUUUAAAU
Molecule: messenger RNA, 138 nt
Organism: Entrophospora sp. SA101
Lineage: Eukaryota; Fungi; Glomeromycota; Glomeromycetes; Entrophosporales; Entrophosporaceae
Source: the annotation of a GenBank genome assembly